AUGUACAUCACACGGAGCAACCCAUUGCUCAUCACACGGAGAAACCCAUUGCCCAUCAUACAGAGCAACCCAUUGCCCAUCACACAAAGCAAGGAGCAACCCAUCGCUCAUCACACGGAGCAACCCAUCGCCCAUCACAAGGAGCAACCUAUUUCCCAUCACAAGGAGCAACCCAUUGCUCAUCACACGGAGCAACCCAUUGCCCAUCACAAGGAGCAACCCAUUGCCCAUCACAAGGAGCAACCCAUUGCUCAUCACACGGAGCAACCCAUUGCCCAUCACAAGGAGCAACCCAUUGCCCAUCACAAGGAGCAACCCAUUGCUCAUCACACGGAGCAACCCAUUGCCCAUCACAAGGAGCAACCCAUUGCCCAUCACAAGGAGCAACCCAUUGCUCAUCACACGGAGCAACCCAUUGCCUAUCACACAGAGCAACCCAUUGCCUAUCACACAGAGCAACCCAUUGCCUAUCACACAGAGCAACCCAUUGCCUAUCACACAGAGCAACCCAUUGCUCAUCACACGGAGCAACCGACCAUGCUAUAA
Physella acuta is the source of this 546-nucleotide messenger RNA. RefSeq lists its product as uncharacterized. Lineage: Eukaryota; Metazoa; Mollusca; Gastropoda; Physidae. The record is from RefSeq and is a predicted model, not a curated record.